UGUAUCUCGCCUUGUUUGUUUGCAAGGAACCGAAAAAAUGCCGAAGGUAGUGUCGCGCUCGGUAGUUUGCUCGGAUACACGGGACCGUGAGGAGUAUGAUGACGGUGAAAAGCCUUUACAUGUGUACUACUGUCUUUGUGGGCAGAUGGUACUGGUUUUGGAUUGUCAGCUGGAGAAACUGCCCAUGAGGCCACGGGAUAAAGCAAGAGUCAUCGAUGUAGCAAAACAUGCUCACAAGUUCUGUAACACAGAGGAGGAGGAAGCCGUUUAUCUGCGCAGGCCAGAUGGCAUUGAGAGGCAGUACAGAAAAAAGUGCAGCAAAUGCAGCCUCCUUCUCUUCUACCAGCAUCACCAGAAGAAUCCUCCUGCUACGUUCAUCGUUAAUGGGGCUUUGGUGAAGUUCGGACAAGGAUUUGGCAAAACAAAUAUCUACACCCAAAAACCCGACCCACCCAAAAAGGUGAUGAUGACAAAACGUACAAAGGACAUGGGAAAAUUCAGCUCCGUUACAGUGUCCACUAUUGAUGAAGAAGAGGAGGAGAUAGAAGCGAGGGAGGUAGCAGACUCUUAUGCCCAGAAUGCCAAAGUGAUCGAGAAACAACUUGAAAGAAAAGGAAUGAGCAAAAGGAGGCUGCAGGAACUGGCUGAGCUGGAAGCGAAGAAAGCCAAGAUGAAAGGAACGCUGAUUGACAACCAGUUUAAAUAAAUGAGGCUUGUGCUAUGAAACUGACAGUGUUUUAGGACAACUUGCCAGGCAUAAUGUUACAUCUCCAAACCAGAUGAUAUAUACGUGUGGCAGAAGAGUAUGGUCUAAAAAAUUGCAGCAUAAAGUGUGGAGGGUGAUCUUCUCCUUUAUUGUGGUCGAUAACACACUUAAGUGAAUGCCAUGUUUACCAAAUGAAUUACACAAAUCAGCAAACAGAUUGCAGUAAAACACACAUUCUACUGUGCCACAUGAGGAGCAGGACUUCCCACAACCUUUUGUGCUUACAUCUUCUUGGACUUUUCCUGUCUGGCACAUUACAGGAGAGACUGUAUAAUAAUACUGGACUUGCUCAUCCUUAUAUCUUGCACAGACAUCUUUCCAUCUCCUGUCAAGAUGUAAAAAAAAUGCAUUUAAGUAAACAGAAAUUGUAAAGAAAAAAGAUUAUCGGUUCGUCACAUCAGUGAUAAAAUUAUGCAGAAACAGAAAACCCUUCUCUUUCUGCGGAUUCAGCAAGUUUAUUUCUUUUGAGGCUAUUGAGUUUAUUUCUGCCUUUUAUAAAAAUUCUUUUUGUCAGAAAUUGGAAUGGUUUAGACAAAAGGUCUCCGUUUUAUUCUUGUUUCACGUAACUGGAAUCAUUUUAAAAGGAACCUAUUAUAUUUAUACUUUUUAACCCCAUUAAAGUAAAUCUGUUAUUUUCCAAGA
This is a messenger RNA of Spea bombifrons (plains spadefoot toad), 1408 nucleotides long. It is a transcript of the gene STEEP1, whose product is annotated as STING1 ER exit protein 1. The coding region runs from base 38 to 706 and encodes 222 amino acids. The record is from RefSeq and is a predicted model, not a curated record. NCBI's taxonomy places the organism in Eukaryota, Metazoa, Chordata, Amphibia, Anura, Pelobatidae. The transcript has 7 exons.